Tinamus guttatus (white-throated tinamou) is the source of this 666-nucleotide messenger RNA. Its product is annotated as claudin-16. NCBI's taxonomy places the organism in Eukaryota, Metazoa, Chordata, Aves, Tinamiformes, Tinamidae. Gene Ontology annotation, cellular component: membrane; bicellular tight junction. Gene Ontology annotation, molecular function: structural molecule activity. The record is from RefSeq and is a predicted model, not a curated record.
AUGAGCAUGGGCUUGCAGAUGAUGGCAUUUGGCAUCGCUCUGCUCUCAACCCUCUUCCUGGUCAUCGCCACAUGCACCGACUGCUGGAUGGUGAACGCUGAUGACAGCUUGGAGGUGAGCCACAAGUGCCGGGGGCUUUGGAGGGAGUGUGUCACCAACAUGCAGGACGGGGUCAAGACCUGCGACCAGUACGACUCCAUCUUGGCAGACCACCCAGUGAAAAUUGUGGUGACGCGGACGCUGCUGAUCACCGCAGACCUCCUGGCAGGCCUGGCUUUGGCUGUGCUGCUUCUUGGACUCGACUGCAUCAAGUUCCUCAAGGAGGAGCCCCACGUCAAACUGAGGAUGUGUUUUGUGGCCGGGGUCAUCCUCGGCAUCGGGAGUGUCCUGGGUCUCAUCGGCUCCGUGUGGUACGCGGUGGACGUCUACCUGGAGAGAGCCGCGCUGGUGGCCAACAACGUCUUCUUGGGAGUCCACUACGACUUCGGGUGGUCCUGCUGGCUGGGGAUGGCCAGCUCCACCGGCUGCCUGGUGUCAUCCGUGGUGCUGACCUGCUGCCUCCACGUCCGCAUGGGCCCCAGCAGCCACCAGCAACCCCGGGGACCCGUCCACGCGCGGGGACAGACGGCCACCAGCAAGAUGUACGCCAUGGAUUCCCGUGUGUGA